Messenger RNA from Solea senegalensis (Senegalese sole), 1850 nucleotides. It is a transcript of the gene gng10, whose product is annotated as guanine nucleotide binding protein (G protein), gamma 10. Gene Ontology annotation, biological process: G protein-coupled receptor signaling pathway. The coding region runs from base 130 to 336 and encodes 68 amino acids. Lineage: Eukaryota; Metazoa; Chordata; Actinopteri; Pleuronectiformes; Soleidae. The record is from RefSeq and is a predicted model, not a curated record. The transcript is spliced from 3 exons. Gene Ontology annotation, molecular function: G-protein beta-subunit binding. Gene Ontology annotation, cellular component: heterotrimeric G-protein complex.
GAAACCGGGCCGCUCUAUUCUUGUCGAGCCUUUUGCCUCCCAUUAGUGAAGUCUGCUGCCGUGUUGAAAGACGGACGGGACUUUCUCGGACCAGGAAUUUGUCUUUUUCCCAAAACAAUUUCCAACAACAUGACCUCCAAUUCAAAUUUGUCCAACAUGCGACGGCUCGUAGAACAACUAAAGCUUGAAGCCAGUGUGGAGCGAAUCAAGGUGUCGCAGGCAGCUGCAGAGCUCCAGCAGUACUGUCUGCAGAAUGCAGGCAAGGACGCCCUGCUGGUGGGAGUCCCCACAGGCAGCAACCCCUUCAGAGAGCCACGCUCCUGUGCUGUAGUGUGACAGUCAAAGUAGGAAGAUGAAGUGGACUGUGGCGUCUCAGUCACCGAAAAGAAGAGUUGUGCUUUUUAUACCACAUGAAAACAAAAUGUAAAAUACAAAUAAAAAUAAAUAUCAAGUGUGUUUACACCACAGUUUAGACGUUCAUUUUCUUGAAACACAUACUUCAGAGUCUACAUCUGUAUCUGUAACAGUGUGACUGUUUAUAUGGAUUGUACAAAGUAGAUGUUUAUGCACAGGCUUUAAAUUACACCCUGGAAUCUCAGUGUGUUGGCGCUUCCUGAUGUUCAGUCUGAGCCAGAGAAAGGAAACGGUGUCUUCCUGUCUGAAACUCCACAGACACUUAACACAGAGUUACAUUCCACUCAGGCCUUUGAAGCUUUUUCAUGUUUGAGGAGAGAUAUCAUCAAAUUCAUUAUAAUCAUAUGUUGGCCAUUUGAUUUAAGUGCUUUUAGUCAUUUAAAUCCAAGUGAAACUUAUUUCCUCUUUAAUGUGGAUCGUGAUUUAUCUGACGUGUUGUUAUCUUUAUCAGCAUAAAAGACAUCUGGCUAGUUAUUUUUAACAAAUACUUCACAAAAAAGAAAGUGCAUGUUACUCAUAAUCUCUGCACAAUAAUAUAUAUAUAUAUAUAUAUAUAUACAUUUUAUGUUGGCUAAAAUGGAAUAGGUGUCAUUUAAAGUAAUCUGUAACAUGCUAUGUUUUAAUGUAAUUGCACAAAAUUAAAGCUCACAUACAAAUAUGCAUAUUAAAAACAGGAAUUGUAUGAAACAAUUAUGUUUUUAAAGUGAACUGUAUGCAAAUUACCAUGAAGAGUUAUACAUAAAUGUUGGAAAACUACACAAACUGUGGCUUAAGCCACUGAUUUUUUAAUGAAACCUUUUAUGAAAGUUUGGGUAGCGUGUUUGAAGAAACAUACUGAAUAAUAUUUAGUCUAUCGGGAAGAGAUAGACUACUCUUUUCACAGUUGCAAUGACCAAACAAAAAUAAGUAUGAGAAGGGGCAAAAAAAAAAGUAAAAAUAACAUCAACCACACUUUGACAAACAGAAGCAACACAAAAACAUGCCAAACAUUUUGCAGAAGUUGAAUACAUUUACUAAAUGAGGUCCCCACUGUGUAUUAGCACAUGCACAUUCUGAUUUUUUGUGUCAAGGAAUCCAAAUUUUGCACCCAAACCAAACCAAAAAAUGGACUCACUUUAAUGUUUUCCACUGUUUCUCUGAUCAUGUUGCCCCAGUCUUCCAUAGUGUGGGACGUGGGUUGGCUAUAAUCAAUGGAAGGAACUGUGCAGCUCACAAGGGGUUCAUUAAUGUGAGUCGGAUACUUUUACAGAGCUUUGAAAUGUUUUGAUCUCUGUGUCGUUUGUCAGUUUCUUGAGCAGCUUGAGUCUUUGGCACUAUAUACUGUAUGUCGCUCUCUCCUUUUUCUAUUGUUUUUCUUCCUCUCUGUUUUCUUUUCCCUUUCCAGAAGUGAUCGCCUGUUUCUUACAUUAAUCAUCAAAUAAAAGACAUGAAACACA